AUGGAUACGUCGAACACUGAACAACUUCAUAUAGGAAGAAUACCAUCUACUAGCACAGUAGUAUUAUCUCCUGAUGAGAACUUUGAAGAAUUCACAUUGAUCUGGCUAGACAGUGAUGUAAAUAAGACAACUGAUUGUAUUGAUACGAAAGAUAAAUUAAAGCAAUUAAUACAUUUUGUGCUAACAUUUGAUAAUACUGGUACAUGUUUAGAAUAUAUGCGUUCUAUUCAUACAGAAAAGAUUCUCUUUAUUGUUUCUGGAAAGUUAGGAAAAGUGAUUUUAGUAGAUAUACAAGAUCUACAUCAAAUAUUAUUUAUUUAUAUCUUUUGUGAAAAUAAAAUGGAACAUGAAAAUUGGUCAAAGAACUAUCCAAAUAAAUUACAAGGUGUAUUUACAGAUAAAGAUGAUUUAUUAUCAAAAUUAAUUGUUGAUUUAAAGAUAAUUUCGAUGAAUUCAAUGCCAUUUAGUGUAUUUGACUUGACAACGAAUGAAAGUACUAUACAGGAUUUAAACAAUGAGAAAGUAACAUUUCUAUGGUUUCAUCUCCUAAUAGAAGCUUUAUUACAAAUUAAAUAUGAUAAUAUAAAUGCUAAAAACGAAAUGGUUCGUGAAUGUUGUCUGUAUUACAAAAAUAAUAAACUUGAGAAAGAGAGAAUAUAUGAAUUCAAUAGUACAUAUAUUAGGAACUCAGCAACAAGAUGGUAUACACGUGAUUGCUUCUUAUAUCGUUUAAUUAACAAAGCAUUACGUACGCAAAAUAUCGAUAUUAUUUUUAAAUUUCGUUUCUUUAUCAAAGAUUUAUACAUUCAAUUGAAAACUGAAUAUGCAUUACAGUUUAAUAAUGGUGAAAUACAUUCAUUUAGUGUGUAUCGGGGUCAAUUAAUGCCACUUUAUGAAAUAGAAAAAUUACAAAAAAAUAUUGGUGGAUAUUGUUCUAUUAAUACAUUUUUAUCAACUACAACUUCAAGUAUAGUAGCUGCUAGUUUUGCUGGAAGUGGAGGUGGACGUCCUGUAUUGGAAUCUGUUCUUUUCGAGAUAAAUAUCGACAUAAAUAAUGCUAAUAGCAAUAACAGUUUAACACCAUUUGCAAAUAUUGCAGAAGUGAGUCAUAUCAGUGAUGAAAAGGAAAUACUAUUUUCAAUUGGCACUGUCUUUAAAAUUGAGAAUGUUGAACAACUUUCAGAUGUCAUUUGGAAUGUUGAAUUAGUUUUAAGUGAGCAAAUCGAUAAAAAUAUUCAGAAAUUAAUUGAAUUUUAUAAACAGAAAUUACAUGAAAAUAAUACAGAAGCAUCGAUAUCUGAUUUAGCAUGGUUUUUAGUUGAAAUGGGUGAUUAUAACAAAGCAGAAAAAUAUUACCAGCUUUUACUCGAAGAAUUCCCGAAGAAUAAUAAUUUUUCAGAUGAAAAUCAACAGAUUGAGAUAGGACGUCUCCAUAUCGCUAUUGGACAAAUCUAUUAUGAAAAAGGUAAUUAUGAUCAAGCAAUGAGAAAAUAUGAACUGGCUUUAGCAAUAGUUUCACCAUAUUGUGUAUCGACAACAGCAAGUAUUUAUAAUAAUAUGGGUCUUAUAUAUAGAACACGAGAUGAUGAUGAAAUGGCAUUGAAAAUCUAUGAAAAAGCUUUGGAACUUUGUUCUACUUUACCAGAAACAUUUACACUUGCUAUGAUUUACAAUAACAUUGCAGCUAUAUACCAGAAAAACAAGACUUACGAAAUUACUCUUGAAUAUUAUCAAAAAUCACUUGCGAUUAAAAAGAAAUUAUGUCCACCUAAUCAUCCGUAUUUAAUAACAAUAUAUAAUAAUAUUGGAACACUAUGUUUUGAGACAGGCGAAUAUGAUAUGGCAUUAGAAUACUUUAACAAUGUCUUAAAUAUGGGUUUAUCCGUAUUACCUGCGUUACAUAUUGGUCUUGCUUCUAGCUACAAUAACAUUGCAACUGUCUAUGAUGAGAAGAGUCAGUAUUCGAAUGCACUCAUUUAUUACUACAAAGCUCUUGAUAUUUAUUUGGCUAAUUCUGUAUCGAAUCAUCAAGAUCUCUCUUCCGUAUAUACGAACAUCGCUUUAAAUGAAAAAUAUACUGGCAACUAUUUAGAUGCAAUCGCACAUUAUCAGUUGGCGCUUGACAUUGAACUGAACUAUUCCAAUAAAAAUGCUCUAACUAUUUCUGACUUAUAUCAACUGAUGGGAGACUUAUACGAAAAAAUUAACAAAUCACAUGAAGCAGUCGCACAUUAUGAGAAAUCGUUAGUAUACCGUAGUCAAUCGUCAGUCUCUAGCAGUGAUCAAGAAUGGUUUAUACAUAUGCACAACAUUAUAGGCAAUUCCUAUAAAUUACAAAGAAAAUAUACUAACGCCUUAGAACAUUAUAUAAAAACAAAGACAUUAAUGUUACAAGUCAAUAUAUUAAAUAAUAUUGAUUUCGCUGCGAUCUGUCAUAAUAUAGCAAAUACCUCGCUAGAGAACGAUGGUAACAUUGAAAAUGCUUUAAAAAUUUAUGAUGAUGCAGUCGAUUAUUUAAACUAUAUUCAAGAAUUCACAAGAGAACACUUUCCGAUUGUUGUCACAAUAUAUUACAAUAUAGCAAAAUUGUAUUUCGAGAAAAAGAAUAUUGAUAUAGCUCUUAUCUACUACCAAAAAGUUCUUGAAUUGAGAUGUUCAUAUAUGAUAGAGAAUGAUCCAUCCAUUGGAACUACGUUCAAUAAUAUCGGUAUGUGCUAUAUACAAAAAGGAGAUUUAAAUCAAGCAAUAUUUAAUUUCAAACAUGCAUUAGAAAUUUAUUUAUCAAAUGGUGAUUCAGAACAAUUAAAUGUAGCUUUAUGCUACAAUAACAUAGCAAUAGUUUUCAUAAAUCAUGGAAAGUACAUCGAAGCAAUCGAAGUUAUGAAUCGUUCAAUUGAGAUCAAGAAAACAGCGUAUAGAAAUAAUCUGGUAACCUCUGAGUAUUUGGCUUCGGCUUAUAAAUUUCUAGCAACUAUUUACGAACAAAAUAGAAACUAUCUUUAUGCAUACUUAAACUACAUAGAAUCUCUGAAAAAAUUACUGACAUCUGAUAAUUGCUCUAUGAUAAUAGAAAUACAUAGAUCAAUCGGACGGAUAAAUAUGCAAGCUAAACGUUAUACUGAAGCAAUUAAUCAUUAUGAAAAAGCCCUUGAAAGAUCGUCCAAUCUGGAUGAGUUAAUCAUUUCGACAAUUUAUAAUGAUAUAGGUUCAGUAUAUUGCAGUAUGAAAAAUAUGAAAAUGGCAUUAAGAUAUUAUAAUAUGUCGCUCAAUAUUCAAUUGAAAAAGUUUUCCACAUAUAAUGUAUCAAUUGCAAAUACUUUUAAUUUGUUAGGAGAAGCAUAUUCUCUGCUUAAUGACUUUACUGAAGCGAUUAUUUAUCAUGCAAAAGCAAUUAAAAUUAUCUUAUCUACUUCUAUUUCUAAUGACAGCUUUUGUUGUACAGAAUUAAUAACCGCUUACAAUAGACUUGCAUGCAUUUAUUGUCAACAGCGCUCUUAUCAAGAAGCUCUAUUAUACCUUGCUUUAACUCUUGAAACUCAGUUUAAAUAUCAAGAAUUAAAUGCUAUGGAUGAUGAAAUUACUAAUAGAAUAGCUACGACAUUCACCAGUAUAGCAUCCCUCUACUGUCUACAAACCAAGUAUAAUGAGGCUUUAUUAUAUUAUGAAAAAGCAUUAUGUUAUGGAUUAAUUCAAUUAUUUAAAUUUGGUGAUAAUAAACGCUCUUUAUUGAGUAAGCUUGUGCGUAUAUUAGACAAUAUUGCAUAUGUGUGGUAUAAAAAAGAUGAUCGUUCACGAGCAUUGUCGUAUUUACAAGCUGCCAUUCAAAUCUUAUUCAGCUCAACAUGUCCAGAAGAUCAAAAUUUUGUUAUAGAAUUAAGAAAUAAAAUUGAAAUAAUUAACAAACAGUUGUGGAUUCUAGGUGACUAA
This is a messenger RNA of Adineta ricciae, 3927 nucleotides long. The record is from the annotation of a GenBank genome assembly. NCBI's taxonomy places the organism in Eukaryota, Metazoa, Rotifera, Eurotatoria, Adinetida, Adinetidae.